Molecule: messenger RNA, 2734 nt
Organism: Onthophagus taurus
Lineage: Eukaryota; Metazoa; Arthropoda; Insecta; Coleoptera; Scarabaeidae
Source: RefSeq, a predicted model, not a curated record
UUAACGACUUCGAAAGUGUUUAAAUGGAUGGAAUAUUAGCUUUGGGGCAUUUUUGUGAAUCCCACGGACCCUGUGUAAUUUUGUGUACGCAAAAAGCGGAAAACCCUCCCAAAAAUCAAGCUCCUCACGCUUUAACUGUACCUUGGUGCGAUUCUUGCCAAUCAAUCUUUUUAAAUCAAGCACUUGUUAGUAAAAAUGAGAAAGGAUAUUAUGUAACGACCCGAACACCUUUACAACAAGAUUUAGCCUUUCUUCUAAAACAAGCUGUUGUUCGUAGUUUAAGUUGUGAAGAAGAAACGAGUGGAGAAGGAUCUCCUAUUUAUUUUGGGGACCACGAACGUGGACACGUUUUAGCGCGGACUUUUACACUUCAAGAUUCUUUAGCAAGAGGGUUUUAUCGUAAAUAUACUAUUUUAAUGUUAAUGAGAGACAAAGUACAUUUAUUGAAUGUUUGGCCGGUUCUUGUGAAACAUAUAAAAGAGAUUGUGAGGGAUUUAAAAAAAGAUGCUGCUAAAAUAAAUGAUGCUGAACAAGAAAAGAGGCCUCAAAGGGCUGUUAGGCAAGCUCAAGGAUCUCCGAGUACAACAGGAAGAUCUUUAUCUGAAUUAACAGGUCGCCCAGCAGUUUUUGCACAUUUACACUUGUGGUUUGCUUGGUUAUUAAGUGGAUCUUUAGCUGAGGAAAGAAGGAAGACGCCUUUAAGUAUUCCUAAUGUGUCUCCUUCACCAUUAUUAAGAAGUUAUUUAAAAAAUUUAGGAGAUGAAACUUUUAAGGUUGGUUUAUAUUGUGUUUUAACCGGCAUAAACUUAAUUACAGAAUCAUCACUCUUGGAUGCUUUCAAAAGUUUAUUACCGUGUGAAUUUUUGGUAAGCAGUAAUCAAUAUUGUAGUAUAAUAAAAAGUGAUGAAAAAUACGAAGUGAAAUGGGAUGAAGAAUUACCUAAUAAAUUACCAACUUUAAUUAUGAACAUUAUGAAAUCUUUGGAUAAUAAACAUUUACCUGAUUCAGUUUUAAAGACACAAUUAAAUUGUUUAAUUGUACAGUGGAGGAAUAUUGUUAAUACUUUAGCAAGACCUCCAAAUAUUAAUUUAGAAUUUUUACAAUCGUUGGGAAUACAAAAGUUUGAUCUUCCACUUUUAUUGUUUUGGAUUACAGGGUUAUGCAAUGAAAAUAAAGCUAUUGUAUUAAAGGAACAAUUAAAUAAGUAUUUAGGUUGUAAUAAAUGAUAUUAUAAAUGAUUAUAUGUAAAAAAAAUGUAAAAGACAAAUUGGCAACUCUUUUUUUAAAUAUUAAAAGAUGAAAUUGUGAUUUUAAGUUCUAUUAAGUUAUCUAUUAUUUAAAUAAAAUACUGGUACAUAAACAUAUUUAUUGAAAUGCAUUAUUAUAGAGCUCAUUUGCAAUUGAUUAAGCCAAAUAUGUCUUAUACAAAGUUCAAUAGUUUAGGAAUUAUUUCAAUUUUUUGUUUUUUGUACAUUUUCAGUAUAUACUCAAAUAUUAAUACAAAUAUUGGAAUUUAGAGUUUAAUAAUAGUUUCUUUGGCAACAUAUUAGAUAGACUACACUUUAAUACACAUUUUAAGUUGAAAAAUAUUGUCAAUAUUUCGAUUGUUUAAAAAUACUGGAUAAAAAUGUUUUGUGACUUAAGAUAAUUUUUAAACAAAUUAAUUUUUUAUGAGCGUCUGAUAUAUAGUAGAAUCCUACUAGACUAUUUAGUCUUGGUAAAAACUGAUCAUACCUCCUUCAAUGUUUGUAAAAAAAAUUUAAUUCUGUUCAAAAAGUGCUAUUUUUCAUGAUUGAAACUGAUUAUUAAACACUUAAUUAAUUUCUGGUCAAAGAGAGCUAUAUUUCAUAUUAGUGUCGGUUAGGAAGAUAAGUUCUGUUCAAAAAAGACUAUUUCCUUGAUUUCUAUGCGGUAUUCGUUACGUAUUUUCCAUUCAAGUUGUCAACAAAACACAGCUUUUAUUAUACUCUAUGACAAGUGUUAAGAUACUAUUAUCUGUGGUGUCAAGUUUCUCCCGCGCGGAUAUUUCGUCGAUUAGUUUAUCGAUUUUAACAAAUUCAUUCAAAAAUUCUAUAAAACCCGACCGAAACUUGGAUGCACGUGCCCUAAAUAGUGGUGUAAGACAGAAAAUACGAAAAGAUAUCUAUCUACCUAUCGUAAAAAGUAAGUGCCUUUGGUACUCUUAUUUUUUUGUGUACGAAUAUUGUGUUUUAAGUUGGUUUCCGCAUAUGAUUUCAUUUUAUUUUUCAGAAAAUAUACAAGCAAUGACCCUCUUUAUAUCAACUUCUACGCUACAUGCAAGCAUAGAUUCAAAAAUUCAAGAACAGGAAACGUUUAAAAUUACGACAGUCGAACAAGACAUCUUUUUAGCAAGGCUUUUGGGCCCUUCAGAACCCCAAUCUAGGAAAUUUAGGCCUAGGUAGAAUACCUAAAGAAAAACGCGGUGGUGAUAGGAAGUCAAAUAAAACAGAGGAUAAAAAAGGGACAGUCUCAGAAAGUUUUUGAAUAAUCUACCAGCCAGUGAAAACCACUACAACCGAAACAAAAGCAAACGCAUAUAUUUAUCUUCAGAAUUAAAUUAAAAAAAAACAAAGACAAUAUUAUUGUGAUUUGGUCACAGCUGAUCUCAGAGUUUCAUGCACAAUGUUUUAUGAAAUUUUUUACAAAGAAUACAACAUUAGUUUUAAAACUCCUGCAUUAGAUGUCUGUGGUACUUGAAUUCUUUGGAAAAAUU